Messenger RNA from Cryptococcus wingfieldii CBS 7118, 1161 nucleotides. Its product is annotated as branched-chain-amino-acid transaminase. Lineage: Eukaryota; Fungi; Basidiomycota; Tremellomycetes; Tremellales; Cryptococcaceae. Gene Ontology annotation, cellular component: mitochondrion. Bases 1 to 1161 code for a protein of 386 amino acids. The record is from RefSeq and is a predicted model, not a curated record. Gene Ontology annotation, biological process: L-leucine biosynthetic process; L-valine biosynthetic process. Gene Ontology annotation, molecular function: branched-chain-amino-acid:2-oxoglutarate transaminase activity. The transcript is spliced from 9 exons.
AUGACUAUCGCCCCUCGCCCCUUCCAGGCCGACACCCUCGAAUUUACCCCUUUACCAGCCGACUACCAACCUCGUCCGGGACAGGAAAAUGACGGGCGCUACAUGCUUACAGUCCCAUGGAGUCAGGCUAAGGGCUGGGGAACUCCCAAGAUCGCCAUGCGUCGGCCCCUGGAGGUUGACCCAGUGGCGGGCGUCAUGCAGUAUGCCGUGACCUGUUUUGAGGGAAUGAAGUGCUUCAAAACCGACAAUGGAGACCUCCGGUUGUUUAGGCCCAACAAAAACUUUGACAGACUGAAGAGAUCUGCCGAUCGACUGGGUCUCCCGUCCGAUUGGGACAACAAGGAGCUUCUUCAGCUUCUCUCAACGCUUGUGUCAUUGGAGGGCCCCGAUAUCACCACAAAAGACGGCGGCAAUCUUUACAUCAGACCUACUAUCCUUGAGACCUCUGGCGGCUUUGGUGUCAGAGGAGAGGCUCUUGCUCCUGAAGCGCUCCUGUACAUUGUGACCACCCACAACCUGGGUGCCGCGACUUACAACUCGGCCGAGGAAGGGGCUGGUCUGAGACUGGAUGCGCGUACGGAUUACAGGAGGGCGUUCAUCGGGGGUACAGGUAGCUACAAGCUGGGAGCAAACUAUGGUCAGUCAAGCAGCGUUGUCAGUAUUGCCAAGCGACCCAACUACCUCAUGAACUUGUGGUUGCAUGACGACAAGCACCAUUACAUCAGUGAAGCUGGUGGCAUGAACAUCUUCGUCGUCAAAAAGGCUACUGACGGAUUCACUGAAUUUGUCACGAUGGGACUUGAGGAUGGCCUCGUUCUGCCCGGUAUCACAAGAGAGUCUCUCAUUGAGCUCAUCGAGGACCACGCUGCGGGCAGAAAAGACUUCCCUGUUUCCGGUAUGCCCAAGCAAGUCAGGGUUGUUGAGAGAAACAUCACCAUGAAGGAGAUCAUUUCUAGCUUGGAAGAUGGCACUCUUCUGGGUAUGUUUGGAUGCGGCACAGGCGUCUGCGUUGCCGGUGUCGCCGAGAUCACCUAUCAAGAGGCUGACUACAAGAUCCCCUCGAAUCCUCUCAUCAUCCUCAUCCGUGAUGCUUUGACAGGACUGUACAAGGGAAGGAUCCAGCACGACGACUGGAGUUAUCGUGUGCCCCAGGACAUCUAG